Molecule: messenger RNA, 461 nt
Organism: Habropoda laboriosa
Lineage: Eukaryota; Metazoa; Arthropoda; Insecta; Hymenoptera; Apidae
Product: RNA-binding motif protein, X-linked 2
Exons: 4
Coding region: 39-461 (140 amino acids)
Biological process (GO): mRNA splicing, via spliceosome
Cellular component (GO): U2 snRNP; precatalytic spliceosome; catalytic step 2 spliceosome
Molecular function (GO): RNA binding
Source: RefSeq, a predicted model, not a curated record
UUUUACAACGUCUAGUAUAUUUACUUGAUACGCCUAAAAUGAAUCCUUUAACAAAUGUAAAAAAUAUAAAGAGACUUGGAGAACAGGAAUUAUUAAGUGACAGAAAAACAUCUUGGCAUGAUCAAUACAAAGACAGUGCCUGGAUUUUUGUUGGUGGUUUACCAUAUGAUUUAACAGAAGGUGACAUUAUAACCAUAUUUUCUCAAUACGGAGAAGUAGUAAACAUAAAUUUAAUUAGAGAUAAAGAUACAGGAAAACAAAAAGGAUAUGGUUUUUUGUGUUACGAAGAUCAACGAAGUACAAUAUUAGCUGUUGAUAAUUUUAAUGGAAUUAAGAUAUUAGGAAGAACAAUACGCGUUGAUCAUGUAGCAAAUUACAAAGCACCAAAAGAUUCAAAGAAUAUUGAUGAAGAAACUAAACGAGUUAGAAGAGAAGGUUGUGCUCCAAAAAAUGUACAAUAA